GGCGAGCCAAUGUCAGAGAACGCGGCGCGCGAGGCGCACGGAUGCGCAAGCGUUAGGAACCAUGUUCGUGCUUGUUGCAGCAGUGACGCUGGUGGUGCCGGCCGCUGCUUUGCUGCCGCCCCGUCUGCUGUCCACCACAGUCGACGAACUCGUUAAGGCAGCUUCUAAUACAUGUGAGUCGCUCCCGCUUGACGCGCUAGCAUCUGGACAGAUUAUUCCUGAACUAAAGUUCUUCGAAUUUACGCAAACAGGGAAGAGAAAGUACUUAGUGUCGAAAGCACACACCAGGGGCUUUAGUCCUUCUUCGCAGCUAAUAAUAUACAUCCCGGGCUGGUGGAACACCCCCACAGAUGAAUCCUCCGAUGCACUCGUCAAAGCUUUAUUGAUGAAGAACCCAACAGUACUCAUAAUGGACACAAGAUCAUCCUUCAGAAGAGGAUACGUGUCCUCAGCUCUUCAAGUUAAUGGGAUAGCUCGUCGAUUGUUCAACUUCCUUCAAAACCUUCAUUUUCAGGGCUAUCCGAUAUCUAAAAUACAUUUAGUAGGAUUUAGUUUAGGUGCACAUGUAGCUGGCAUAACAGGGAGGCUAGUGCAACAGAAAUUACAUAAGAGUCUGCAGAGGAUUACUGCGUUAGACCCGGCAAGACCGUGUUUCAUAAAGCCUUCCAAGUACAGGCUAAAGAAGGAAGAUGCGAGUUUCGUCUACGUUCUACAUACAAGCUCUGGCGUCGUUGGUCUAGAGGAACCUAUUGGUCAUGUGGAUGUCUAUGUUAACGGAAUCACGUCAAACCAACCCGAGUGCAAGGGACGUGCAAUUACGCUAGAAUGCGAUCACGCGCUGUCGUGGAAACUUUACGCCGUGUCAGUCAACAACGAUAGCUUACUCAUCGGAAGUAAAUGUGUAACAUGGAACGAGCUCAGACACAGGAAAUGUAGUGGUGACAGAACUAAUGUAGGCUAUGGUUGCUUGUCGAAAACAAGAGGCCUGUAUCUUUAUACAACUCAGGAGGAAAGCAGGAGACUCAAGGUCUUUAAUCCUUUCGAUAUAAAAACAUGGUUUAAUAGAUAACAUAACUUUGCUGUAGUUUAUUAGGUGUAAGCAAGUAAUCGGUAAUUUGAAAUGUAUGUAGGUAAGAAAAGUGGCACUCAUAACGGAUUUGAUAUCUUCAUUCCGAAAGACUCACCUACAUGCCUAUCGGUUUACAGUAUAGCCUGAUUUUUUAUUAGUUUCUAGUUUAUAUGAAUAAAACAAACGUGCUUCUCCGCAUUUCUAAUAAGCAAUAACUGUAAUGAGUUUAUACUUUUACAAAUAAAUUACCAUUAUUGCUUCCGAACACGUACGAUAAGAAACGGUAUAUUAAUAUGAAUUGUUCAAUUAAUUUGACCGUACUAUAUGGAUAGAUUUUUCAUGAAUUCUACACAUUUAUAUUCAAUAAUUCCUAUUGGUCAUAUGAAACUGUGUAAGUCUAUUAUAAUAUAUUUCGUAAAGUUGUGGCUGUGAUAAUAAUUAUUGAGUACUUCGAUUUAAAAUUUAAUCGCUUUAAUAAAUUUCUUUUUAAUUCUA
Molecule: messenger RNA, 1564 nt
Organism: Pieris napi
Lineage: Eukaryota; Metazoa; Arthropoda; Insecta; Lepidoptera; Pieridae
Product: lipase member H-B-like
Exons: 2
Coding region: 62-1069 (335 amino acids)
Molecular function (GO): lipase activity
Source: RefSeq, a predicted model, not a curated record